Molecule: messenger RNA, 915 nt
Organism: Bombyx mori (domestic silkworm)
Lineage: Eukaryota; Metazoa; Arthropoda; Insecta; Lepidoptera; Bombycidae
Exons: 2
Coding region: 1-915 (304 amino acids)
Biological process (GO): DNA integration
Molecular function (GO): nucleic acid binding
Source: RefSeq, a predicted model, not a curated record
AUGGCCGCAAGACGUGGAUGGCCACAGUAUAUGUACUCCGAUAAUGGAACAAACUUGCGAGGAGCGAAUACGGAACUGAAGAAGUCUAUAAAAGAUCUAGACGAAGAUGUGUUGAAAGAUAAGGCUUCCAAUCACGGAAUCAAAUGGACCUUCAUACCGCCCGCGAGUCCCCACUGGGGCGGGGCAUGGGAGAGGCUCAUCAGAAGCGUGAAGACCAGUUUGAAAGUGAUUUUAAACGAACGCGCUCCCAGAGAGGAAACUCUGAACACUCUCUUGACGGAGGUGGAAAACAUGGUGAAUAGCCGGCCCUUGACUCACGUCUCUGUGAACCCGAAUGACCCUGAAACGUUAACCCCUAAUCAUUUCUUGCUGGGAUCGUCAUCUAGCUUACCUCAAAUAGGAAAAUUUGACAAUUCAGAUACGUACAUGAGAAAACUAUGGCGAAGUUCACAAAGAUUAGCCGACAUGUACUGGCGCAGAUGGGUCAAGGAGGUACUUCCAGACUUGAUACCCCGUAGGAAAUGGCAAGAGGAACGUAAAAACUUACAAGUGGGCGAUCUAGUGCUUAUAGUGGAUCCAGACGGUCCCCGAAACUCUUGGCCUAAAGGAAUAAUUCUAGAAGUGAUACCCGGAAGAGACAAUAGAGUCAGAAUGGUGUUACAACCUAGGAACGGACCGACUGAUGUUAGUAUGCGUACCGCUAAGCCACUAGGAAUACGCAUGAACGAAUUAUACAACUUAAACGAUGACGAUAAUAAUUAUAACAAUUCUGAAAUUCAGAACCCUUCAUACGAUGAUUAUAGUAAUACAGAAGUAAUGGAAGAGUUUGAAACAUUAGAAACUGAUCAAACCGAAGAAUACGACCCCGUAGAAGAAAAUUUUCACAUAAUUACCAACAACCAACCCCCGAAAUAA